This is a messenger RNA of Fusarium vanettenii 77-13-4, 2058 nucleotides long. RefSeq lists its product as uncharacterized. The coding region runs from base 1 to 1956 and encodes 651 amino acids. The transcript is spliced from 2 exons. Lineage: Eukaryota; Fungi; Ascomycota; Sordariomycetes; Hypocreales; Nectriaceae. The record is from RefSeq and is a predicted model, not a curated record.
AUGUCUCGGCCAUGCCUCCUCUGGCCUGGCUCAUGGCGCCCGUUGUGGUGGCUCCACGCAGUCUGUGGGCUGGGCGCUUGGCCAUUGGUCGAACCAGGCUCAAUAUUCUCCCAUGUCUUCCCCCAAUAUCCCCUAGCAUCCAGAGCUGAGCGACAAAGUGAGCUCUCUCCUUUGCCCAGCAAUCACAUCCCCAGCCCAAGGCGCUGUGACAAGGCCCUAGGCCUGCAGUUCCUGGACGAUCCAUGCCACUCGGAGCAGAAGGAAGCUCGUGCACAACCAACAGCCGGACCUCAUCCGCCCCAAGACAGUGGUGUUCGGGGCCCCACGAGCCCUCACCUCAACGACUCUCUGCCCUGCUUGUGCCGCUUCGUUCCUGGAUUGAGACAUGUCCAUUCCCUUUCGAGUUUUGCCCCUCUCUCUCGCCUUAAGAACCAGGGAUCCCCCUCAAUCACCUGCAUUCUACUAUCUGUUGUUCACUUCAUUUGUCUUGAUUACUUUUCAACAAUUGAGCGAUCACAAUUCACCCAUUACUCCGGCUUGGAGUCCCGUUCAUGCUUCGGGAGUGUCGGACACGACCAUCUAUCACCCCGUUCUUCGCUGCCCAAGUCUUCGAACUGGGGCGAGCUGGAGAGACCGGUUACUUCUGAUAGUUCGACUCUCUACUCGAACCGCCGACCUCGGAUUACAUCAACGGAUCAACGGUUCUACGCGAAUCUUCCCGAGAAGAUAAAACGCCGCCAUCUGACUGACGAGGAACUCUUGAUCGCCCUCGACCGACCAAAAUCGACUCCCGAAGCCGUGGAAGAACCAUUGGACAAAGACAAGAAGCGUCCGUCACAAGAAAUGAGAAUGCAGUCUGCUCAGUUCAGCCCAGGGCUGUCUGACGACCAAUCGUCGUUCUCGAGCGUACAGCGCCGAAAGAGUGACAGAGAACCUCGCCGUUCGGACAACAACAGGCCGGAUUCUUUCUACGACAGCUUCCGGUGGCUCGAAGAUGAGGAAGGCCUGGAUCUGCGUCUGUAUCUGGACGAUUACCACAUCAAUCUCCGUGAGGAGGUGCCGGUUCCAAAUAAAAGCCGCAGACCAUCGUUCCGACGGCAUCUGUCGAUCAACAAAUUGCCAUUCGGCAGACCCUCGGUUUCUUACACGAGACCUCUUCCCAGGGAAGGAGUUGUGUCACCAACCUCUAUCUCUCCUUCAGCCUCUCAGAACUCUACCAUUGGCUCAUCGGGGCACAUCCGACGCAAGUCUCGCGCUCUAUCCUUGGUGUCCCCCAACAAGCAGAUGUCACCACGCUCAUCCCCUCCUAUCCCUCCUAUCGAUCCUGCGGCAACUCAUUAUCAAGACCCUGAAGCCCGCCAGAAGCUGCGAGCGUAUCUCGCCUCACCCCAAAAGUUUGAUGAGGCAAUCGAGUUUGGGUUUCCAUCCAAGGAUGGCUCGCCCCGGGAGCCCACAUUUACCAGACCCGUCGGGUCCAAGAAAGAGAAUGCCAAGGAGUCAGACAAGUUCCGCAGUUUCUUGGAAGACGACCGGUCAUCAAGAUACAGCGAUGAUGCAUCAGUAGCCGAGCCCGAGUCACCGAAAACACCUCAGCUGUUUGACAAGCCGGCGCCGGUGCGACCAGCCCGGACAAGCAUUGAGCAGCCUCCAUGCGCCCCCAGGAGCGACAAGAGUAUCCUGGAUCAGGCUUCAUGUCGAGAGAUGACUCUUCGCAUGACGCUGACGCGACCGGAUCUUCGGCAAAGUGAGGAUCAAAUCUACGGUUGGAAGCAGCCCGGAAGCAGCCGAGGGGGCCCUUCUCGGGAUGAGUCCACCACCAGCACUGUCUAUGCUCGCGAUGGUAACCCGAAAGAGAGCAUCGAGAGGCAGCUCGCAGCCUUGGACGAGUGGGGUGAGGGCGCUGAGCACGACAAUGGGGUUGUCAAGAGGUUCUGGAACCGGGUCAAGCGGACAUGAUUGCCCUUGACGGCCUCUUAUUCAACACCUACUCUCUCACCAAAGAGAGCACUUGAGAACUAUCUGAUGCCCCUGUGGCGCUUCUACGGAAGCUUGUUCUUU